AUGGGAUCUUCCGAUGACUCCACUGCGAUUCCCGAUCUUCGUCCGCCAUUGAUUGACCAAUACGAGAAUCCUUACUUCCUGCAUUCUUCUGAUCACGCCGGUCUCAUCCUCGUCUCCGAUCGUCUUGCUUCUGGAUCGGAUUUCCACUCUUGGCGCCGUUCGGUUCGUAUGGCCCUCAACGUCCGCAACAAGCUGGGCUUCAUUGAUGGUACGAUUCCUAAACCGCCUAAUGGACAUAGGGAUGCUGGUAGUUGGUCUAGAUGCAAUGAUAUGGUAGCGACUUGGCUUAUGAACUCGGUAUCGAAGAAGAUAGGCCAGAGCUUGUUAUUCAUGUCGACUGCUGAACAGAUUUGGAAGAAUUUGAUGUCUCGUUUUAGGCAGGACGAUGCUCCUCGCGUUUAUGAAAUAGAACAACGUUUGAGCAAUUUGCAGCAAGGUUCCAUGGAUGUUAGUACUUACUACACCGAAUUGGUUACCUUGUGGGAAGAGUAUCACAACUACAUUGAGCUUCCUCUUUGCACUUGUGGAAAAUGUGAGUGUAAUGCAGCUGCUUGUUGGGAGAAAUUGCAGCAGCGUAGCCGCGUCACGAAGUUCUUGAUGGGUUUGAAUGAAGUGUAUGAACCUACUCGGCGUCACAUUUUGGUUCUGAAGCCAAUACCAUCCAUUGAAGAUGUGUUCAAUAUGGUUUCUCAGGAUGAACGUCAGAAGAGUAUCAAACCUUCUUCGAAACCCAAUGUAGCCUUUCAGAAUACUGGACCAGUUGCUACGUAUGGUGAUGCCUCUGAUCAGGGUUCCUACAAUGGCCCGAUGGAUAAUGCUGCCUAUGCUGCCUCGUAUUCUCGCCAACAGAAACCUGUAUGUACUCACUGUGGACGGACUGGUCACACUGUGCAGAAAUGUUAUAAGCUUCAUGGUUAUCCUCCGGGACAUAAAUUCUACCAGAAGCCUAACUCUGCUCCACCACAGUUUCCGUCUUCUCAGCAGGGAUCUCGUUCGUCGUAUCCUCCUCAGACCUCCCAGAAAGCCAAUGUUGCUAAUGCUGUGGCUGGUCCUUUGGGAAGCUCUGCUCCUCUUGAUCUCACUCACUUUACAGCUGAUCAGGUGCAAUCCUUGAUCAAUCAACUCAGUGCACAUGUCCGAGUCUCAGAGCAAUCGUCUCCUUCCCUAUCUGCAUCUAUUACAGCGAAUGGUUAUAUGGAUCCUCAAUCUACUUCUGGUGUAACAGUCUCCUUCCCCGAUGGCACUAGUGUUCCCAUUAGUCACAUUGGCACUGUGCAUAUUUCCGAGCAUCUCAUUUUGCAUGAUGUCUUGCAUGUGUCUGCAUUCAAGUUUAACCUGCUUAGUGACCAUAUUCAGGACUUGACGAUUGGUAAAGGAGUUCUCAUUCAUAACCUCUACAUAUUAGAGUCAGCUAAUCUUCUUUCUUCUCGACAUCUCUGUGGCUCUUUGGUGGAUAGUCAUCUAUGGCAUCAACGUCUGGGCCAUCCUUCUUCUGCCAAGCUACAACAUAUUCCUGAUAUUUUUCCUGCGUUUAUUGAACAUAUUUCUACUCAGUAUAAUGCCAAAAUUAAAGCUAUUCGCAGUGAUAAUGCUCCUGAACUUGCUUUUCAUCAAUUGGUGCGUAACCAUGGUAUGGUCCAUCAAUUCUCUUGCGCUUAUACGCCUCAGCAGAAUUCAGUGGUUGAGAGGAAACACCAGCAUCUUUUGAAUGUUGCUCGUGCCUUGAUGUUUCAAUCCAACAUGCCUUUGGUGUAUUGGAGUGACUGUGUAUUAACAGCUGUUUUCCUUAUCAACCGGACUCCUUCUUUACUCUUGGAUAAACGAUCCCCAUAUGAGGUAUUGUUUCACAAAUCUCCUGACUAUUCCUUCUUACGAUCAUUUGGCUGCUUAUGCUAUGUCUCUACACAUCAUAAAGAUCGUAACAAGUUUAGCCCUCGUGUUGUCCCUUGUGUUUUUCUUGGCUACUCGUUUGGUUACAAGGGAUAUAAGGUUCUCAACUUGGAUACUAACGUUGUUUCUGUUUCUCGGAAUGUUAUAUUUCACGAGAAUGUGUUUCCCUUUAAACAGCGAGCCCCCAUUACACCUAUCAAUGACUUGUUUGGUACUUUCGUGUUACCGAUUUCACCUCCUCCUGAUAUUGGACUGGAGCCUCAAAUUUCCCCUGUACCGGUAACGUCUGUUCCUUCCCCUCUUACUCCGUCGAGUGAGCCUCAUUUGGUAUCUUCUGACCCUUCUCCUGCAUCUGCAUCUGGCAUUUCAUCUCCUGUUGUGCAUUUGGAACCUUCUGAGACAUGCAUUCAUAAUGAACCUUCUGUUAUUGCAUCUCAUGAUCGUACUAGUCCUGUUUCUGAGUCUAGUCAUGUUCCUGGUCAUUCAUCUGCAUCAUUACAUCCUGUGCCACUUUCUCGGGACUCUAGUGUUCCAUCUUCUCGGGUGGAAGCUGUUGCACCGGCUGCAGAAGAGGUCUCACGUCCCACUGUCAGACCCAAGCGACAAGGUAAAGCCCCUAGCUAUCUUUCUGAUUAUUAUUGUUCUCUUUUUGCUCACUAUCAUAACCCACAAGUCACUCCUUCUAUUGCUCCUCAUAUUCCUUUUCCCCUAUCCUCUGUUCUAGCUUACCAUAAACUUCGUCCCCCAUACCAAUCUUUCAUGUUGCUAGUGAGAAUCAGCAUGCUGACAUUCUCACCAAACCUCUACAACCGGGUCCUUUCUACAACCUCCUUCAUCGUAUGUUUAUUUCAAGCCUGUUUCAUCUUCACACGACUCCGAUCAUACAUAAUCUUGAUCCUGAUCAUGCUGCAAUCUACGUUCCGCUUUUACAGGCUUGAGGGGGGUGUAUUAGAUUAUAGACUUGGUUCAAUUGUAGAUAUUAAACCGGUGGUUUAG
This is a messenger RNA of Microthlaspi erraticum, 2886 nucleotides long. Lineage: Eukaryota; Viridiplantae; Streptophyta; Magnoliopsida; Brassicales; Brassicaceae. The record is from the annotation of a GenBank genome assembly.